This is a messenger RNA of Dryobates pubescens (Downy woodpecker), 4757 nucleotides long. RefSeq names its product angiomotin like 1 (gene AMOTL1). Gene Ontology annotation, cellular component: cytoplasmic vesicle; plasma membrane; bicellular tight junction. Lineage: Eukaryota; Metazoa; Chordata; Aves; Piciformes; Picidae. The transcript has 13 exons. Gene Ontology annotation, biological process: regulation of cell migration; establishment of cell polarity involved in ameboidal cell migration; hippo signaling. The record is from RefSeq and is a predicted model, not a curated record. The coding region runs from base 65 to 2875 and encodes 936 amino acids.
CCCGCCCCGCCCCGGCCCGCGACGGGCGGCGGGUGCGCGCCCGGGGGCGGCGGGAGCGGUGCGGAUGGCCAAGGUGCUGCCGGCGGCGGCGGGGCGCGGAGCCGGAGGCUCCACAUCUGUUUGCUACAAGCCUACCAGCCCAGUGCAAGUACUGGAAGACACUGGCUUUCUUUACCAGGAUCACCAGCUGUUUACUGGCAGGCAUGAAGUUUCUCCCCUAACAGCAGAAGUGAUCAGUGCCAAAGAAAAAGCUGCUGAGGAGGCCCUCUGCACCUUGCACCCACCCAGCUUCUGCAGGGUCCCGGAGGCGGAGAUGCGAGGUGCGGAGGAGGUGGCAGCCGGCACCGUCCUGCAGCGCCUGAUCCAGGAGCGGCUGAGGUAUGGCAACCCCAGCGAGAACAUGAACCUACUGGCCAUACAGCACCAGGCGACGGGCAGCGCCGGACCCUCCAACAGCACUGCCAGCACUCUCUCCUCCGCAGAAAACCUUGUGCCUGAAGAGCCGCCAAUGCUCCAGCCGUCCGGGCGGCAGGAACCACAGGGGCAGGAGCACCAGGGGGACGGUGCUGCGAUGGAGAAGCAGCCCCGGGCCCCGCAGCCCCCACACGGCACCGAGGAGCUCCCCACCUAUGAGGAGGCCAAGGCCCAGUCUCAGUUUUUCCGGGGCCAGGCGCCGCCGGGCACCGCUGCCGCGCCGGGCUUCUACGGCACGUCCGGCCAGAAGUCCAGGACGGAGGGGAGGCCGACGGUGAACCGAGCCAACAGCGGGCAGGCGCACAAGGACGAGGCGCUGAAGGAGCUGAAGCAGGGCCACGUCCGCUCGCUGAGCGAGAGGAUCAUGCAGCUCUCGCUGGAGAGGAACGGCGCCAAGCAGCACCCCCCGGCCCCGGGCGUCGGGAAGGUCUUCAAGGCACCCCCGGCGCCCGGCAAGGCCGCAGAUCCACGGGGCCCGCCUCCUGAGUACCCCUACAAAGGCAAGGUGGCGGCCCCCGGCAGCAAGGCACAGGACCAUGGGCUCUUCUACGGCGAGCAGCCGGCGCAGGAUGUCCUCAAGGCCUCCUAUGCCGCCCCGCAGCCUGCCCGGGCGGAGGCAGCCCUCGUCCGCUACCAGCCACCCCCGGAGUAUGGGGUCAGCAGCCGACAAUGCCAGCCGCCCUUCCCACCGCCACCAGUCCAGCAGCACAGCCCAAUGUCCUCACAGGCCACCGCCGGCCCUGGCCCUCUUCUGCCCGGCGCCAUGUCCCCGCUGCCAGCCCCUGCUGCUGCCCAGCCACUGACACCGACCUUGCCAGGCCAGCAGCUGACCCCCGAUGCCUUCGCCAUCGUGGAGCGGGCACAGCAGAUGGUGGAGAUGCUCUCCGAGGAGAACCACGUGCUGCGGCAGGAGCUGGAGGGGUAUUACGAGAAGGCAGACAAACUGCAGAAGUUUGAAAUCGAGAUUCAGAGGAUUUCAGAAGCUUAUGAGGGCUUGGUCAAGACCACCACUAAGAGGGAGUCUCUGGACAAGGCAAUGAGAAACAAACUUGAAGGAGAAAUUAGGAGACUUCAUGACUUCAACAGGGAUCUCCGUGAGCGAUUGGAGACAGCCAACAGGCAGCUGGCCAGCAGAGACUUCGACGGGCACGAGGAGAAGGCGACAGAGGGCCUUUAUGUCACUCAGAACAAAGAGCACUUGAAGGAGAAGGAGAAGCUGGAGAUGGAGUUGGCAGCUGUGCGCUCUGCCAAUGAGGACCAGCGCAGGCACAUCGAGAUUCUUGACCAGGCCCUGAACAAUGCACAAGCCAAGGUCAUCAAACUGGAAGAGGAGCUGCGCAGGAAGCAGGCCUAUGUGGAGAAGGUGGAGAAGCUGCAGCAGGCCCUGACCCAGCUGCAGGCAGCCUGCGAGAAGAGGGAGCAGAUGGAGCGGCGGCUGCGCACGCGCCUGGAGCGGGAGCUGGACUCGCUGCGCAUGCAGCAGAGGCAGGGCAGCUGCCAGGCGAGCAGCCUCCCAGAGCACAAUGCCCCAGCCCUGAUGGAGCUGGUGCGGGAGAAGGAAGAGAGGAUCCUGGCCCUGGAAGCUGACAUGACCAAGUGGGAGCAGAAGUACCUGGAGGAGAGUACGAUCAGGCACUUUGCCAUGAAUGCUGCAGCCACUGCUGCUACAGAAAGGGACACCUCAGCCCCGAGCCACUCGCGCAACGGCAGCUACGGCGAGAGCGCGCUGGAGGUGCGGAGCUGGCAGGAGGAGGAGGAGAUUGUGCAAGCCAACCGGCGCUGCCAGGACAUGGAGUACACAAUAAAGAAUCUGCAUGCCAAAAUAAUUGAGAAGGAUGCCAUGAUCAAGGUCCUUCAGCAGCGGUCACGGAAGGACCCCGGGAAAGCCGACAGCGCCAGCCUGCGGCCAGCACGGUCUGUUCCCUCCAUCGCUGCUGCUACAGGCGUGCAUUCGCGCCAGACCUCGCUCACCAGCAACCAGAUAGCCGAGGAGAAGAAGGAAGAGAAGAUCUGGAAGGGAAGCAUAGGGCUGCUUCUGGGGAAGGAGCACCACGACCACCCCUCAGGCCACUCGCUGCCUCCUCCGCUGCCCUCCUUGUCCUGCGUGCCUGUCGCGGUGCCGGCAGCCUCCCACGCGAAGACGGGCAGCAAAGACAGCAGCACGCAGACGGACAAAAGCACUGAGCUCUUCUGGCCUGCCGCCGCCUCCUUCCCCGGCCGGGGGCGGCUGGGCACCACCCCGGCACACAGCCCAGCCCCGCGGCCCCCGGCCACGCGAGCGGCCAGCGAGAAACUGGAGAACUCCAGCCAUGGGAAGCUGCCCGACAGCAAAGGCAGAGUGAGCAGUUUGCUCCACAAGCCUGAGUUUCCAGAUACGGACAUGAUGGAAGUCCUCAUCUGAGCAGAGGACAACAUCUCUGGGGUUUCUUGUGUGUACAGCGAGAUCCAACGUGGUCCUUGGUGUGCCAACCUUCAAAAGUAACCCUGAGUGUUUGAAGAAGGAUAGAGAAAGUUUGUGCCUGAAGUGGAGCUUGAGUCUGAUACGUUGAGACUUUGGACCAGGGAAGAAAUCAAGAGCACCGAAGAGGAGCGAAGAAAUGAACGUCUGGGAUUUUCUUAGCAGAAAGGGGCUUUGAAAAUGGAAAGUGGUGUGAGAAGGGGAUCUUUGAGGGAAAAGGAAACUGCAUUUUCUGGUGUAAAGAGAAGGUAGUGAAAUUACAGACUUGAGUGCACACUGCUGCUCUGUUUUCCUGCCUCUGCAGCUGGGACGGGGAGCGAAAUCCUGCUUCUUCUGAGGCCAGAGGGAGUUCUCAAUAAUCCAGGAGAAACUUGCAUCUUCCUCAGUAUCAGUUCCUUUCUCAGAAGUAUUCACUGCUUAAUAAUUGGUCUGUAUGUAUACACAGCAAGUUCUUGUAAGUAUUUGUUUGAAGUGGUGUGGUGUGGUUUUCCUGGGCAGGCAGGUCAGGUGCCUCUUUCCUGGCUGGGCAAGUGUUGCUCUUGGAGCUGGAUUUACAGUGCAAAUAUUCGUGUCUUGCAAUCUCAGAGCUUGCUGAGACUUCUUUUUUUGGUAGGAGCAGUUGUUGGCUGGAAUUCCCAUGGAGAAUGAAAGUAGGAGUGGGGGAGGAGGACCCUGUUGAUGCAAACCCUUCUGUAACUACGAGAAGGUUUCAGAGGAAAAGUUGGGGAAGGAUCCCCGCGGCUCCUCGAAGAGCUGUGCACCACAGAGCUCAUUCAGAUGGGGGUUGGGUAGGUGCUUUUUCAGAGAGGUUAGGCUGGGUUUGUAUGUGAGGUCAGAAGAUGCCUCUCACCAUGCACUGGUUCAUAGCAGUGUGUUUGUGGUGAGAACAGGAUUUCCCCUUGUUUUCAAUGCCUACAGCCAUAUCCUACCUUCCUUGAGCAUACAAAUCUGCUGUUCAAGUUGACGUGGGACCGGGCAUUAAGGGGUGUAGGAUCAGGCCGGGAAGGCUUUAGUUGCAAAGCAGUAGCUGAGCAUCAUCUGUUUUCCAUGCUGCAGUUCCUUUUCAUCUUGGUUUACCCAGGGUGGGACAUGUCUCAUUUUCAGCUUAGUUCUUGUUUUCUUUAAGGGGUGGCAACUGUCUGUGAGGCAGCCAACCCACCAGCUGCAUUGCACGUGCCGGUAGGGAAAUCUUCCUCCCUGAGGCCUUUUUGUGUUGACUUGCGGUUCCUGAACCUCGUGGUGCACCAUAACGAUGUUAAGAACUUGGCUCUGAGACAAAGGGUGAUGGGAUUUGAUGUGAGGCCACCUAGAGUGGAGAAGUAAUGGGUGCUGGAAGUAGUUGUCUGCUCAGGGCUGCCUCUUCCUGCAGGUAUCAAAUUGGAGCCAUUGAUUGUGAAGAACCGGGCACUUUAAACUCCACUGCUGCUGAAAACUGAAGUCCUUGCAACCUCAAAGCCUUCAGAGGCCAGAGCCUUGCACUCAGUACUGCCUGGCUGAUACCUAUUUUUUUGUUUGUUUCCUUUUUGAACCCCAAAUGGCUGUGUUCAAUCUAUGCACUUACUUUUGUGUGUCCAUAGAAUUAGACCUACGUCGGUGUCGUCCUCUUCCUGACUUUUGCACUUGUUGAAGUACUGGUAGGUAGGUUGUGCAGGCGAGCGCCCCUGUGUUUCAAGUAGUAGCAGCUUUGUAUUGUGGAACCAAAUGUGUAAAAUCCUUGGGAAAUGUUAAGCAGCUUUAAUAUAUGCCUUGUAAAAUAACUUCAUUUCUCUUUCUCUGGGGUUAAUUUAAAUGUGGUGUUUGUACCAAAGCUGGGGCUGGGCCUGGG